Pichia membranifaciens NRRL Y-2026 is the source of this 1203-nucleotide messenger RNA. RefSeq lists its product as hypothetical. Gene Ontology annotation, biological process: attachment of spindle microtubules to kinetochore. Gene Ontology annotation, cellular component: DASH complex; mitotic spindle. The record is from RefSeq and is a predicted model, not a curated record. The coding region runs from base 1 to 1203 and encodes 400 amino acids. The transcript has a single exon. NCBI's taxonomy places the organism in Eukaryota, Fungi, Ascomycota, Pichiomycetes, Pichiales, Pichiaceae.
AUGGGUUCUGUGAAUGGAACACCGCAUAAGGAGAAGAAAAUGAGUGCCAACAAGGAUACGAUUCCGACCACCCCAAAACGCACACACUCGACGCGGUAUCCGUUGUCGUCACCAUACUCUGGAAAAUCACCACUACCGAUGCCUAUCCUGCUUCCAUCACAAUACAGCAUCGGAAAAUCCUCAGACAGGCCGUCAUCAGGAAGGUUUGCCGAUUCGGGGUUGACAACAGGGAACAGAAGACAUUAUGGACCGAGCGACUCAAAAAGGCCGGUUGGCGGUGUGGCUACCGAUGAUGAUAUAGAAGAGCUCGAAAAAAGGAUUGAACUUUUCGACAAAUCUGUGACGAGAGAACAACCAGAGAUACCGCCUGUUGGCUCAUCACUAGAGGAUAUGCCUUUUUUUGAUAAACACAGAUCGUCGGAAUAUGUUUCCGCCUUGAGGGGAAUACACAAACAAACUGGCUCGCUGAAGAAAAUCAAUGACACAGUUGUCGACUUGAACGAGUCGUUGGGAGCUUAUCUUUUUGGUCUCUUUCAGAAUGCAUGGUGCGUGAACUUGAAUGAAAACGUGACGCCAGCUACAUUGGUAAAGUUAGAGGAGGUCAAGCGUUUGAAGGGCCAAGUGGCGGAGCUUGAGAAGCAAGUCGAACUUGUUAAGAGGAACGCCAUUGUGCGAGAACAGCGACGCAAAAGCACAAUGCCCCCUCCAUCCCUUUCACGGUUCCAAAACAGUAGCACAAGAAAACCGGAUUCUCGAGUAGCCCGGCCUGCACGAACCGUAGAAAAAGGGAAUGUGAGCAAGCCCCACCCAAGAGGGAGAACCUUUUUGAGAGCGGGAUCUAGGAAUGCUACUUUCAUGGCAAGGGCUACGACAAAUCGAAGUGCUAAGUCCACACAACUACAGGGAAAAACAUCUUACGGGAAAGGUUUGGAUUUGUCUUAUGCCACAAAAAUACAAAAUGUACCGUCCCUUGAAGAUAAUUCGAUGUCAGAGUCAAGUGAGAAUGACACCAGUGAAGUGAAGACGCUAACGAAUAUUAUGCGUUUGCGAGAAACGAACCUACCGAAAAGAGAUGAUUUUAGAAGCAGAGUCAAAAGUUCAAAUAAUGGUCCACAACGACGCACAAAAGAGGCCUCUGAAUUUCCAAGACAACAGAAGGGUUCUGAAUCAUGGGAAGUGCGUCAUCGCAAACCAUUUAGGUAA